This is a messenger RNA of Ogataea philodendri, 1227 nucleotides long. RefSeq lists its product as uncharacterized. The transcript has a single exon. The record is from RefSeq and is a predicted model, not a curated record. NCBI's taxonomy places the organism in Eukaryota, Fungi, Ascomycota, Pichiomycetes, Pichiales, Pichiaceae. The coding region runs from base 1 to 1227 and encodes 408 amino acids.
AUGUACUCUCCGUCUUUCAGCACAGCCAGAGUGGCUUCCGGAGUCACGUCCACGUCCAAAUCGAACGGGUCGAAAACAAGACUCUCGUCCACGCUGUACACGAGCAGACCCUCUGUGGAGGCGCACGCGAACGCAUUGGCCGUUGGCGAGAACUGCACGCUGGUGACGCGGAUCUCGGGCCGUGUCGAGCGUGCUGCCAAGUCUCCUCGGUUCGAGCCCGGCAGCAUGCUAUCGGCGCGUCUUCUGUCCUCGAGGUCCGAUAACUCGCCGUCGUCGUCGAUCAGCUCCAUGGCCCCCGCGUCGGUCAUGUUCUUCGAAUUGAGGAACUGCAUCGUUCCGUUCAGCUGCAUGUUGUUCGACACCGUGAACCGUUUAAGGAGCACCUCGUUCGGCAGGUCGUACAAGCAGAUCGAGUUGUUGUUCCCGGCAGCAACCAAAGACAGCCCGUCAAAACUGUAUGCGAUCGUCGAGAAGUACUUGCCUCUGGCAGAGUUGCCAGCGACAAAACGGUCCUCAACGUGUCUUCCUGUGAUGAUGUGGCUCUUGCCGUCGAUCUGGCGCACCUGUUUGCCGUUCUCCACGUCCCAGAAGGUGAUCUGUCCGUCCAGCGUGGCAGCAGCCACCUCCUUCGAGUCCGGCCGCAUCGUCAGAGCCAGACACUCGUGCAGCACGUCGAACGGCUCGCUGGUUUGUGUGCGCGAGAAAAUGUCCCAGAUCCUGAUCGUUUUGUCCCACGACGCACUGGCCAGCUUGGGCGAGCCCUCUGUUCCAAAACUUAGGCACGAGAUGGGGCCCUCGUGGCCCGCCAGCUGGUCCAGAAGCUGCGCCGUCUGCACAGACCACACCUGGAUGCUGAAAUCAUCCAAAGAACCAGCACACACAAUGUCUCCGCUAGGAUCCACCGCCAAACAGCUGAACUGCAACCGGUUCGUCGACGUGAACACCCGGAAGUUCCUGUACCGGAUCAGGUCCCACGCGCGCACCGUGCCGUCCAGCGACGACGAGAACAUCACCUGGCCUUUCUUGGCAAAGACAACCUGCGUGACUGCAGAAAUGUGCUCCUCGAACGUGGCCAGACAGAACCCAGAAACAACGUCCCAGAUCUUGAUUUUUCCGUCGUCCGACGCCGUCACUAUCCGUCCUCCGUCUGGCGAGUACGCCAGGCAGUUCAUCGCGUCGAAAUGGCCCUGCUGCUUCAAAAUGUACGACUCAGACUGCCACUCGUAA